Molecule: messenger RNA, 775 nt
Organism: Herpailurus yagouaroundi (jaguarundi)
Lineage: Eukaryota; Metazoa; Chordata; Mammalia; Carnivora; Felidae
Product: DLA class I histocompatibility antigen, A9/A9 alpha chain-like
Exons: 5
Biological process (GO): positive regulation of T cell mediated cytotoxicity; antigen processing and presentation of endogenous peptide antigen via MHC class I via ER pathway, TAP-independent; antigen processing and presentation of endogenous peptide antigen via MHC class Ib
Cellular component (GO): external side of plasma membrane
Molecular function (GO): peptide antigen binding; signaling receptor binding
Source: RefSeq, a predicted model, not a curated record
GGCUUCUACCCUGCGGAGAUCACCCUGACCUGGCAGCGUGAUGGGGCGGACCACACCCAGGACGCAGAGCUUGUGGAGACCAGGCCUGCGGGAGAUGGAACCUUCCAGAAGUGGGCGGCUGUGGUGGUGCCUUCUGGAGAGGAGCAGAGAUACACGUGCCAUGUGCAGCACGAGGGGCUGCCCGAGCCCAUCACCCUGAGAUGGGAGCCAUCGUCUCUGCCCCUCACCACCAUUCUGGGCAUCGUUGGUGUGGCUGUCCUUGUGGUCAUUGUGGUGGUUGGAGCUGUGAUCUGGAGGAAGAAAUGCUCAGGAGGAAAGGGACCGAGCUACUCUCACGCUGCACGCGAUGACAGUACUCAGGGCUCUGAUUCGUCUGUAAUCGCUCCUAAAGUUUGAGACCCACUGCCUGUGGUGGACUGAGCGAUGCAGGAUCUGUUCACACUCCCACUUGGUGACAUCGAGGUCCCCUGACUUUCUUCAGAUGGUGUCAGAUGUGUCUGUGUUCCUAUUAGCAUAUUGUGAGGACGCAGGAGAGUGGCCCCCAUGCCCACCAUGACCCUUCCCAUACUGAUUCGUGUUCUGUCUCCAUUCCUGUCUUUACUUCAUGUUGGCCUGAAUACUGACACCUUACUUCCUCUACUGAAAAUGAGAAUCCAGAUAUGAAUUUGUGUUUUGUAAUUCUGGGUACGUGGGGACGAUGAGGUAAUAAAUGAGAAAAUUUGUAAAAUUGCAAGAGAAAAUAAAUGAAAGCCCUGAGAACCUCCCAGAACUCGCA